AAUAAAUCCAUGCGUUACACACUAGUCAUCAAAUUACCAUGAUCUGUUAGCAUUCAUCGUCACACAAAAAAAUCAAUCAAAGCCCACCCAAUUCAUUCACAUUUUACCACCGCCACCAGCCCACCUUCCAGCUCCAUUAGUGUUCCUCUUUUAGACGUUCUUUCUCCGGUGAUAAUUUUGCAGAAGUGCAAAGAAUUUUCCGUCGGUCCCUUCCGGAAAACAGUUUCAGGCCGUGAAGAAGUUGCGGUGCGAGGUUUUUGAUCGUGAAUCAUGUGAACUCUGAAUGUCCCGGCAGUGUCUUUUUCACGAUUAACCAGAGACUCAAGUUGUUUCCCCAACCACAAGCAUUAACGAAUUUCAUACUUUUAUCUCCCAGGGGUGAAAGAAAGUUAUUUAUGUACUGCAAAUUGGAGGUGGUUUUUCUGGACUGAGGAAGCACAGAGAUGGAGAGAAUCAAAUCUGCUGCUUCAUUUUGGAGGGUUUGUAGAGCGAAUUGGAGAUUCACCUCUCAGUGUCAAAGAAGCCUUACUUCCCUCUCCGCCAACCCCAUCCUCAAUGAUCAUGAGAAUCUUGUAUUAGUUGAGGGAAAUGCUGCUUCAAGAACUGCAAUUCUCAACCGGCCCCAAGUGCUCAAUGCCCUCAAUACUUCAAUGGGUGUCCGGUUGCAAAAUCUGUAUAAAAGCUGGGAGGAGGAUCAUAAUGUUGGGUUUGUUGUAAUGAAGGGCAGUGGCAGGGCAUUUUGUGCUGGUGGUGACAUCGUAUCUCUUCAUAAGUUUAUACAUGAAGGAAAUAUUGAUGAGUGUAAAGAAUUCUUCUGGACAUUAUACAGCUUUAUGUACAUGGUUGGUACAUACUUGAAACCACAUGUUGCACUUUUGAAUGGAAUCACUAUGGGUGGCGGGGCUGGAAUUUCAAUUCCUGGAACAUUCCGGGUGGCCACUGAUAAAACGGUUUUUGCUACUCCUGAAACACUUAUCGGCUUUCAUCCAGAUGCUGGAGCUUCUUUUCACCUAUCACAUUUGCCUGGUCAUUUAGGAGAAUACUUGGGCUUGACUGGAGCCAAGCUCAAUGGAGUGGAAAUGUUGUCCUGCGGGCUUGCCACACACUGUACACUGGAUUCGAAGCUGCCUUUAAUUGAGGAACAACUUCGAAGCUUGUUGACUGACGAUCCCUCUGUCGUUGAAAGUUCUUUGCAAAACUUUGGUGACAUUGUCCAUCCUGAUCAAGCAAGUGUAAUUCACAGGAUUAAAACACUUGACAAAUGUUUCUGCCAUGAAACCGUUGAGGAAAUUAUUGAUGCUUUGGAAACUGAAGCUGGAAAAACAGGAGAUAUGUGGUGUGUUGCAACGCUGAAGAAACUCAAAGAUGCUGCACCUUUGAGCUUGAAAGUGGCCUUGAGAUCAGUAAGUCAUAUUGAAGAUAAACAUAUCAUUUGAGCCAUUACAUUCUACGUAAGAACUUAUAUGAGCCCCUGGUCCAGAUACGAGAAGGGCGAUUUCAAACUCUUGACCAGUGCUUGAUUCGUGAGUACCGAAUGUCCCUGCAAGGAAUCUCGGGGAAGAUUACCAGUGACUUUCGUGAGGGGGUUCGUGCACGAUUGGUGGAUAAGGAUUCUAUGCCAAAGGUAAAUAAUUCCCUCAUUAUUUCAAGAUGCUGGGUUCAUUUUCUGCUAAUAAACUGAUAAAACUGAGCACUUUCAUCAAAUCAGUCUGUAUUAGCACUUGGCUAAUUUCAGAUUAAGUAAAUGCCGGGUCUUGUUUGUCUGCCGUUGAACCUAACCCCUUGAUCUGUAAAAACUAGGUAUUAAAGAUUGUGUUCUUUCAAUUCAUGGUUUGAUGUUUUAUGAGAUGCAGUGGGAUCCCCCAAGCUUGGAGCUAGUAACUAAAGACAUGGUAGAUGAAUACUUUUCGCCACUUUCUUCUAGUGAACCUGAACUAGAGCUUCCCACCCAGCAGAGAGAAGCAUUCAUUUGAUUUGUCUGGUCCUGGUGUCAUUCUUGAAGAAAAUGCCAUCCGAUUAUCAUGUAAAUCUUUCAACUUGUGUAUAUCCAUUGCUAUCUAUAUUGAUUACCUUACCUCCAAAGAAAGAAAGAAAAAUGUUCUCCAUAGGCUAUGAGCCUUAUGCAGGUUUCUCGUCUUAGGGUAUGGAUUUUUGGUGCUUUCAACCUGAAAUCUCCAGAUUUCUUACCGUAAACUUUAGCUGACAGGCAGGGGAUUCCGGUACCAUUCUUUUAUGGUGUAUAACUUCAUCAAUCCAAGCCUGAAAUAGAGGAAAAAGUUCCAUUUUGGAAUUACAGUUUAUUUCUUUUCC
Messenger RNA from Oldenlandia corymbosa var. corymbosa, 2310 nucleotides. The record is from the annotation of a GenBank genome assembly. Lineage: Eukaryota; Viridiplantae; Streptophyta; Magnoliopsida; Gentianales; Rubiaceae.